Messenger RNA from Paramuricea clavata, 6908 nucleotides. NCBI's taxonomy places the organism in Eukaryota, Metazoa, Cnidaria, Anthozoa, Malacalcyonacea, Plexauridae. The record is from the annotation of a GenBank genome assembly.
AAAAAUAAAAUUAAAAAUAAAAUUUUUUUGAAAGUUGUAAAUUUUUUAUGAAAUUGUUUAUGAAAUUUUAACGGAAAAUUCUUUGAAACUAUCCGGUCGUUUUGGAUAUUGAAUGUUAUAUGUUUGUGGCGUGGAAUAAGGUGAGAUUUUAAUGCAGAAUGUCGAGCAAAAUGGUCGAAAAUUCGACUAAUAUUUGUGAUGCAACUACUGACACAAAAGACAAGGGCUUGUUGUUAGUAACUGUACGCGAAGGAAGCUCGGCACCCUUAGUUCUUCGUCGUUUUUCGGAAGACGGGAAGGUAGUGUUAGGUUUAGAACAAGUUAUUCAGGGUGGCUUUCGAAAGAUUGAACCAAAACCAAGGAGUGAGUCAAAGGAGGAUGAAUGUGAAGACAAUAUUGGUGGACAUACACAGAGCCCAAGGUAUGAUGGGAUAUGUCAUAGUCAUAGAAUAAAUACAUAUGAAAGUCCAACUUGUUGUCAGUGCCUUUGAUGUUAGCGUAACGACUGCCACGCCAUGAUGCGCAGUCGCAAUGCUGUCCCCGAUGUUCCUAGCUAGGAGUAGCCAAUAAAGAGUAGACCACUAGAGCUACUGAAGUCAAUAAAAAGUGGAUUUAUGCCUACAAAUCGUAUGCAAAAUUCCUAUUGGUCAGACAUAAAUAGCCUUGCCUUUUAAGAUAAUAUCAAGUUGUUGUUUACGUAAUAUGAUAUCCUGUGGCCGCAUUAAUUAUUUUUUAAACACAGUCAAUAACCAUAAUGAAUAUUGAAGUAUUUAUUUUGGAGAUAUUGGUGGAAAAAUUGGCCGUUAUUGUCAUAUUUAAAAUAAAUUAGCUUUGAUAAUCAUCUAAUUAACAAUCACCAUUUUGAUUGGUUGUUAUUUUUGUACAUCCAAAUCACUGUCCACUUUUUAUUUAUUUCAGUAGCAGGCUCUAUUUUCUAUUUUAUUUGAAAUUCAGGGCGCAAAAUAACGGCCGGUCAAUGGACAUUGUCCGGCCAGAAUGCAGAGUUGUCUAGUCAAAUUCUUGUCUUUCCGGUCAUUUUGAACAGUCACUUUCGGUAAAAGAAGAAACUAAUCUUUCCUUGACUUUAUUUUAUGUCAGAGACUUUGCAACUUCACUAACUACAGCUGUUACAAACUCAAAGUGUGUAAAUCUGAUUGGAUUCGUUCAGAUUUCGGAACAAAAUAUUCAUUUUGGAUUGGAAUCGGAUUGAUAAAGUUGUUUCGUAGUUGGAGCGGAUCGGACUUCGAUAUUCGAAAUAAAAUGAAUUAAUUAUAUAUAAUAAAUAAAUAAAUAAAUAAAUAAUAAUUAUUAUUUGGUUAAAUAUUUUCACUUGAAUGAGAAAUUUAUUUCAUUAAAGGAUUCUUCGGAUCGGAUUGGAAUUCUUUAUCAAAAUUCGGAUCAGAUUCGGAUUAAACAAUUUCGGAUCGGAUCAGAUUUUAAACAUUAGCCAAUUGUCGGAUUAUAAAUGUCCAAUCCGAUCUGAUGCACACAAUGUCAGUAAGCGAGAAUAACGAAAAAAUGAUUUUGUUUACGUUUUGUUCAUGCACAUGAACCUGUUUGAAUUUUUAAUUAAAGAACGUCACAUUAGUCAAAAACAUUUCAGAGAACCAGAGCUUAGGACAAAAUGAUGGGAAGCAGCUUUAGUUAAUACAUAAUAAAUAAAUAAAUAAAUAACAUUAACUGUAAAAUAACAUAAGUGUAAAAUAAAGUUCAAAAUAGUGACCUUUUUUGUUAACAUGAUUAUGAAGAGUUCCAUUCACCUCACACCACCACUUACAAAUCAUCGUCAAUCUGUUCCAGUUAAGUUAAGGCAAUGUUGGUUUCGCAUAUCUUCAGUGUACUCUUAUUGUAAGUCACAAUUACUAAUGUAAGCGCAGACUGUGCAGUGCAAGCUAUUUUAUGUGAAGGAGUUUUUCAUUACUGAUUACAGUAAGGCUUUUUGUAAUGCUAUUGGAAGAAUAGUCACAUUUUUAAUGGACGUGUACUUUACUAGGCUUUGCUUUAAAUUAAGCUGAACAAUUUGACCGAUCAGAAAUUCGACAUGUCCAAGCUAAAAUUGAUUUGGCUGGUCACCUUGACCGGCUACCCUCCAGCCAUUAUUUCGCACCCUGAAAUUUGCAAAUCAUGGUGUGGCCGCGGUUACAGGUUUUUGGCUCUAAUCUAAGCAUUAAGCAAUUUUUUGGUUAUGUUACACAAGAUGUUUUGUGGAAUAAUGUAAACAUGAUUUCAAAUAUUUAGUAAAUUGGUUCUUCAUAGCAUGCAGCAAGAAAUUAUUUGAUAAUCAUAAGUAAUGCCCAAGGCUCAUGUACAUUUCACUGCACUUCAUUUUGAAUAAGAAAUUUCUAGUACAUUUUUACUCCUCAUGAAGAGAGUGUUGUGCAUAUUUACCUCUUGACUAGUAAAAUCUAGUAUGUGACUGAUGAGGUCAUUCCAGAAAACAUCCAUACUUUCCCCACAGAGGAAAUUGGAAGUUAACCCCCCUACCCCCUUUGGAUAUCCUAAUACACUUACUAUUAUCAGACUGAAACACAUUUUUUCUUCCCUCCUCCUCCGGACUGCAGAAAUUUGCUCCAUGGGGGAAGUGCAGAUAAUUUCUGGAACAACCCAUCACAAGGAAGGUACAAUUUUGACCAGUCUAUUGUUAACACAUGGAACCAAAAUGGACCCUUGCACCCUACUUUGCUAUUUUGCUCUGUGUAAUGCCAGGUAAUUUUACCUUAUCAAGAGGAGUGUUUUCAAGCACAUUUUAAAAUUCUAUAAACUUUUUGUUUAAAGAUUACUGGACUCCAGGUCUACCAGGCGAGGUGUACGAAUUUGUCCAGCCUGUCAAGGGCGAGUUGGUUACCGAUCCAAAGUUUGUAAACAUUGUUUAAAAUCAUCUGGUAAUUCCAAUAAAUGCACAACUAAUGUCAAAAAGAGACGAGUUGGACAGCAAAAAAACAAGCGCAAAACUAAAAACACUACGAGGAGGGUACGUGAGCAAUCAGGACUUGCUCAGGAAAAUAGUGAAGAAUGUCAUGCCACAGUAUCAAUUGAUAAUUUUGAUGUCCCAAUGAGUGAUCCAAAUCCUGAUGAGACAUUGCUGUAUGUUCAUGUUCCAACAACUACCUCUACUUUAGAAACCAUUUCUAAUAUAGACAGUCAUAUCAGUGGAACAGCAAACAGAACAUUAUCCAUAGAAAAUGAUUGCCAAAUUCUAGGAAUUGUGAAUAGCAAUAAUGAUGACGUUGUAUACAAAGCACAAACACGGUUAGAAGUUGACAAAGAGGAUGAAAGCAGUUUUAACAAAGUAAAGACUGGUCUGGUAGAAGAGCAAAGAGUUGAUCGUCUUGGAGAAGUUAACAAUUCUGGUCAUGAAUUAUCCCAGAAUCUAGAUAACGAAACCUGCAACCAGGAGUUUACUUUGUGUAGAAAUAACUCUAUUCCCAGUCUUCCUGAUAUGACAGUUGGGAGGGAUGAUGAAGAACUGUCCCAGGAUGAAGACUUGGGACAAGAUAGUAACAACAUUACAUCUAAUGUAGUAGAUACUAUAUCUGACAGUUCAGCAAAUAAUGUAACAAAUAAAGUGAAUGAUGUCGGAAAUCUGGGAACUUUAGCUGAUGGUGUAGAAAGUACAGCAAAUGAUGUCCAACAUCAAACCAAUGUUAUGAAAACUUUAAUAGAUUAUAGAGAGAAACUAGCAACUGAUGCAGAAAUAUGUAAUGGAAGCACAUGUGAUGAAGACAUUCCAAGUAAAGAAGGACUUUCUAUCCAUAGAAUAUCUGAAGAUCUGACUUCCGAAGAUGUGAAUUCCAAAGUGGUUCCUCUGAAUGAAAAUAGUAGUCCCCCCAUAAUUCUUGUGGAUGUAAAUAGCAUUGGUUCAAUUUCUGUAACAACAACUGACGAUAACUCUCAGAGUGCCGAUGCAAACAGUGUCCAAGCUUCUGAGAAUCCUUUUGUUUUUGAAAACACAGAUGUAAAUUUCAGCACAGAGAAUGGGAACGGUGAAGGUCCAGUAGAUAUCCUUGCAGAAAUAAAAGUACGCAGUGAGCAACGUGGGAAUGUGAAGCGAAAAAAGAAGCCAAAGGUGUGGCAGGAGCUUCGUAAUAGAAGGAAAAAGGCCAGAGUCUCUACUGUCCAGUUCAUUAGGAUUGAGCCGAAACCCUUCGUGGAUAUCAGUGAAGAUUCCAGGAAAAACAAGCAGGGAAAUGUAAAACAAAACAGGUAAGGAACUAAGGAUACGGCACAAACAGUUCGUGAUGGUGGUGAUGAUGGUGAUUGUGUUGAUGAUGAUAGUAAUGAAGGUGGUAAUGGUGAAAUAAUGGUGAUGAUGAUGUAAUAAUGGUUAUGGUGAUAGCAAUUGAUGGUAGCAAUUCUGUUGAUGGUGAUGAUAAUGAUAGUUGUAAUUAUGGUGAUGAUGAUAGUUGUGGUGAUGAUGAUGAUGAUGAUAAUGAUUUUGGUGAUGGCAAUUGAUGGAGGUGAUUCUGUUGAUGGUGAUGAUAAUGAUAGUGGUAAUUAUGGUGAUGAUGAUAUUUGUGAUGAUGAUGAUAAUAAUGAUUUUGGUGAUGGCAAUUGAUGGAGGUGAUUCUGUUGAUAGUGAUAAUAAUGAUAGUGAUAAUUGUCGUGAUGGUGAUAGUAAUGAUGAUGAUUCCUUGUAGGUCUAAAUGUUGAUAAGUACCGUAUAAUUGUUUGUUUUGCGGGAAAUAUCCUGACGUUCUAAAACGUAUUGUAUUCCGCAAAAACAAAAUCAAUUAAAUUGUUCUGUUAUACCAAAUUGGGGAUAAGAUUUAGUAGCAAGUAUAUAUUGUUAAAAGGGCAGGGGGAAAUUUUGGCAAUAAAGAUCACCCAGACAAUUGUGUGUUUUGUGCAUGGAUGUAUUGAAUACUCUCAUUUUAUUUUCAGAUUAUUAUCCAGCAAUCCCACCAGACGAGGAGUCAUGCUUUGUCCUCUGUGUCAGAGAGACGUUGGCUGUCGUUCGAGGACUUGUAAAUAUUGUAAAGUUGCCAUCAGUUUAUAUUCCACGAAAUCACCUCUUGACCAGAAAAAUCUUCUUGCCGUUGAACUUUGUGAAGAAACCAGUCCAGAGUAUACGAUAUUCUCUGUGAAGAAAACUUUAAAUGCCUCCGAGGAUAGAUGUUUUGUUAAAAAGGUUAAAACUACUGCUGAAAAAGGGUUACCCAAAAAUGACAGAAUAUCAGAGGUGUUCUCCUGCGAUUGUGUUGGAAAUGUCCCUACUGAAAAACCAUCAUGUGAGCAUACCAUAUGUAUGUAUAAAGGUCCAAAAAUCACACAAGCUAGAAAUAUUACUUUAACACCUUCCAAAAUAGGCACGUUGCCUAUAGACGUCUUCUUUAAACAUAAACUUGGUGAACUCUGGGAUAAAGUCAAAGACAAAGAAUUUCCUCUUGUCCAACAGGUAUGUCAGAAUAUUCUGGUUGUUUUAGAUGUCGAUUCAAACGUCGAAAGAACUCCUUCAAGUUGUAUCCACGUUCGUUUUGAGAAGAUAAGACGACGAAGCAUUUCUGAACUCCAUAUAUUUUGUUCUGGAAUGACAUGCUCCGCUUGGAAUGAGGUGGAAGACGGCGAGAAGGACUGUCCAGUUACAUGUAUACAUUACUGUGUCAGUUUGUGGGCGAUUGCCUCAGAUAAUGACUUGCAGAAAUACUUGAAGAUAUUUCUUGAUGCUACGCAAGUUUACCUGCACAGUGAGGUGUUUGAUAAUGUGCUUGAAGAAUAAGUGUCAUGCUUGGCAAGCGAAUAUAUAAUAUACAGUGUCUUCAAAAUGUUAACAAUUUGCACAUCCGCUGAGCGCCUUUUAAGUAUUUACAAGUUUCCAAAGUAAAGUGAGCGCGACUUCAUGUGCCUCUGCGAAAGAGAGGGAUCCACCGGAUAAUCUUGUAAUUCAUCGUAUAUCGUAUAUUGUUUAUUUUAGGAUCAGGCCUUCGUUUCAGAUUAAAAAUGAUUUAAUAAGGUUAAAACAGUAAGGGUGUUUAUUUCACUUGAAAUGAUCAUAGAAAGGCUUUCAAGAUUUUCAUGCUCGUUUGUAAAUGCGGAUUACAUCUUUGAACUUUGUGAGCGAUGCUUUGCAACCAUGCCAUUAACCUCGUUCUCAGGGCCCUGGGAACGAGGUUGCCAUGCCAUGUUUACCGAUAUUGAAGUUCCUAUUAUUUCAAGUAUUAUUUCAAGUCGAAAUACUAUAAACAUGCACCUUCACUUUUUAACAAUUACAAUUAUUAUUAAAUGAGGCCCGAACCUUAUAUGAAAACAUCCGGCCGGAUAAAAAUAUAUGAUGCACUUGCCACUUGGUUAAUUAAUAUUUAACAUGCUUUUAAAUGGUAUAGAUUAGAGUUUCAAUUUAGAGGAUGUCGAAACAACGCGAAAUUUGGGUCAGUGUUUAUGCCAGAGGGCCCUCACAUAGCACAUGCGCAGAACAGACUUGACCUCAUGACCAGAGACCGAUUUUCAUAUUUUCGUUUGGGGGGGGUGGAUAAAUAUCUGGGGGGGGUUGCCGCUGCUUGCUUUGGCCUGGGCGUGGUAGCAACGCCCGGAAAGGCCAAGGGAAAAGUUUAACGAAAUUUGUUUUCUAGGCCUGCAUGGCGAGAUGUGAGACCAUAAUAUUGGUAAUUUUACAAAUUUAGUAGUAAGAAUAAUCAAAUAUGAAACUAUCAAAUCAAAAUAUAUAUAAUUUGCGGGGUGCAAAAACGUUUGGGGGCGGUGCGAAAUGCCUCUUGGGGUGCAAAUCAUUUCUGGGGGGGGGGGGUUGCGCACCACCCCCCGCACCCCUCCUCCCCCAGAAAAUCCGUGCCUGAGUCCUCAUCUUUAAAAAAGGCUCUGCGGAGGAGAGAACCAUUAAAAUAUAAUGAGCUUUGCACUCAAAAUCACGAACGAAUAAUUAUGAAUUGUGGUGGUAAAAAAUACAUGCAAAGGAU